AUGUCAACUCUCGAACCCCGACCUCCUUACUCAGAAGCCGAGAUCAAGAACCUUUAUCCGCCUCAAUUACGUCUGCAACUCGUCCAGAUCCUUCUCCGUCAUGGCGAACGCACUCCUAUCACCGCCCGCUUCACUUCCACAGGCCUUGCACCUUUCUGGCCAUACUGCUCUGCAGCUCGUCGUUUAACCAGCGUCAUUCUCGACCCUUCUGCCACCAGCUCCCAUGUCGAUCCCGCCGACAACCCAGGCCUUACUGUUCUCGAAUGGAAGCGCCGACUCGAGACCUUUGGGCCUGAUGAUGCGCCUAUCUUAGCCACUGGCCGCAAUGGCGAGCUUGAUGCUAUCUGCGACAUGGGCAUGUUGACCGAUCGUGGACGAGAAACAACGUAUGAUCUUGGCCAGCGCCUACGCCAUCUAUACGUCGACCAGCUUCGCUUCUUGCCGGAAAAACUCGCUGUUGACAUUGACACAGCUGCCAUCUACCUCCGCGCUACACCUAUACCCCGCGCUCUUGAGUCUCUUCAGCAAGCUUUCUAUGGCCUCUAUCCUCCCUCAGCUCGCGCCCCUGGUCUUCAUCCUCCCACAAUCCUUACUCGAUCACCUGCCGACGAAACUCUCUUCCCCAAUGAUGGCAACUGUCGACGCUUCGCUGCUCUCGCUCGCGCUUUCGCUCAGCGCUGUGCUGACCGCUGGAACGACUCCGACGAGAUGGCAUAUUUGACAAGACGCCUCGGUCGCUGGAUGCCCGAGGAACAUCCACACGUUGCCGUGGACUCUCGGCCUCGCCUCAGUGGCAUUAUGGACACUAUCAAUGCAACAAAGGCCCACGGUCAAGCCACUCGGUUACCCAAAGAGUUCUACGACCCCGAAGUCAAGCGAAUUAUGGAGAAGAUCGGCGUCGAGGAGUGGUAUGCUGGAUACAAAGAGAGUGAGGAGUACCGCACUCUAGGCAUCGGUGGACUUCUCGGAGACGUUGUGUCUCGUAUGGUCGGUAGUGCUGAGCAUUCUACUGCUGAUGGCGAGUAUGAGCUGGCUCUCAACAAGAAGGUUUCUGCUACUACACCACAACCUGUACGAUUUGGAAUGAGCGGUUGUCACGAUACCACUCUUGCUGCCACACUCGCCAGCCUCGGCGCCUUCAACGAAGAGGCCUGGCCGCCUUUCACAAGUCAUGUUGCGAUUGAACUAUUCCGCCACGUCAAUGCAGGCGCCACACCUCCUCCUGAAGCUCCCAAGCCCACUGGCUUUCCGUCUUUCUUCGGCCUGGGCAACCUGUCAGAGAACGAAAAAGAGCGCCUGAGGGGUUACUAUGUCCGCCUGCGCUACAAUGACCGCCCGGUGACUAUCCCUGGCUGUGCGCCAGUAGGCAAGCAUCUUAAUGGUGAUGAGUCCUUUUGCACUUUGGAAGCCUUCAAGGAGAUCGUGGAUAAGUUCACACCCAUAAACUGGAAACAACAGUGCGGUGCCAAUGUAAGGGACCCAGCCUUUCCUUCUAAGCCCGAGCCAUCGGGAUAUUGA
This is a messenger RNA of Fusarium fujikuroi IMI 58289, 1518 nucleotides long. Its product is annotated as related to lysophosphatidic acid phosphatase. The record is from RefSeq and is a predicted model, not a curated record. Gene Ontology annotation, biological process: dephosphorylation. The transcript has 3 exons. Lineage: Eukaryota; Fungi; Ascomycota; Sordariomycetes; Hypocreales; Nectriaceae. Bases 1 to 1518 code for a protein of 505 amino acids. Gene Ontology annotation, molecular function: phosphatase activity.